Messenger RNA from Centropristis striata (black sea bass), 1139 nucleotides. Its product is annotated as thymosin beta-12. Gene Ontology annotation, cellular component: cytoplasm. Lineage: Eukaryota; Metazoa; Chordata; Actinopteri; Perciformes; Serranidae. Gene Ontology annotation, molecular function: actin monomer binding. Gene Ontology annotation, biological process: actin filament organization; regulation of cell migration. The transcript has 3 exons. The record is from RefSeq and is a predicted model, not a curated record. The coding region runs from base 151 to 279 and encodes 42 amino acids.
AGCAGGGGGAUACGGAGGAUGGGAUGGUGAUGUCAGAUGUCAUUAGCAUAUUUCUGACUAUAUCUAAUGCUUGCGCAAAGACGCGCCACUACUGCUGCAACGCACUGACCAGAGCGCACCCAGCCACCGCCACUUACGAUAACUGCAACAAUGUCUGACAAGCCCGACAUUUCGGAGGUGACCAGCUUCGACAAGACCAAGCUGAAGAAGACCGAGACGCAAGAGAAGAAUCCUCUGCCGACGAAAGAAACCAUUGAACAGGAGAAGGCAUCUUCAUGAAGCCCCUCCCUCCCAUCAUGCACUGUACACCCUCCUCCUCCUCCUCCUACUCCUCCUCCUCCUCCCGCAUUGCCUUGUUUUCAGUCACCUCUUUUAGCUGUAUAACUUUGUAACCGAAAUUAUGAAACGACGACAAUAACCAAGCUGCACAGCCUGUGGACGCAGGGAUGAUGCUUUCGCCAGGGUGGCUCGGCCCCGUCCCCUCGAACACCGUCACAUGGAGAUGAUGAGGAGGAUUUGUGUGAGGCGGAGGAGGGGAGCCGCUCUCUUCUUUCACACCUUUACACCGACGUGCAGAGGAGAGGGCCUGAGGGACGGGGCGUGGCCUGCGUCCCAGGAAGCACAUCACCGUCUCACGCACCAACACCCGACUUCCUGUGUGGCUGCUUCUGCGCCCCCAGCUGAGGCGUCAGGCUUUUUUUUGUUAUUAUUGUUUCUUCGUCUUCUAAUUUUUCGGAAAUGCACAACUUUGUUUGUACGCUGGCCAAAAUGUAAAGCCCCAAAAUUGAUACUGUUGUCUGUCACAAUGUUUUUUUUUUCUUUUGUAUGUACACGAGGAUAAAAAUGUAACGGAUUCCAUCUAGAUCUGGGAGAUGCUCAAACGGACCUUGUUUACGGUUUAAUUCUAAGGCCCCCCUUCCUCUUUCAUUGGAGUGAUUCGGGAUAGCUUCUGAAUUGCCUCAAAUGAAGAAAAGGAUAAAAAAUAUAUAAAUAUAUACACCGGAAAUUGAUUCCAUUUGUUUGCUUUCAACAGUAGAUCAAAGUUGUUUGGAGUUCCAGCAGUCAUGUUACUCUGCCACAAACCAUUACCAGAAUGGAAAACCGUGAAAUGUUGUAAUAAAAAAGAAUUUGUUACUAAA